Molecule: messenger RNA, 3599 nt
Organism: Larimichthys crocea (large yellow croaker)
Lineage: Eukaryota; Metazoa; Chordata; Actinopteri; Sciaenidae
Product: cyclic AMP-dependent transcription factor ATF-7-like
Exons: 12
Coding region: 192-1667 (491 amino acids)
Biological process (GO): regulation of DNA-templated transcription
Molecular function (GO): DNA-binding transcription factor activity; DNA binding
Source: RefSeq, a predicted model, not a curated record
UGUCUAUGAGUGUUCUAGGGUUAAAGGACGUCAAUCCUGUUACGUAACACCCAAACUCUCGCGAUGUUUGGCUGAUGGCAGUGUCAGAGUGUCAACAACGGAGCAGCAGCGGCAGCAGCGGCAGCGGCGGCACUGUCCGGAGCAGGAGGGGGAGCACAGAGGCUGACUAACCGUCGGAACAUUUGUCCGAGAUGGGGGAUGAUCGACCUUUUGUAUGUACUGCCCCUGGAUGUGGGCAGAGAUUCACAAAUGAAGACCACCUGUCAGUCCACAAACACAAGCAUGAAAUGACUUUAAAAUUCGGUCCUGCCAGAACAGACUCAGUCAUCAUUGCAGACCAGACCCCCACACCCACACGUUUUCUGAAGAACUGCGAGGAGGUCGGACUGUUCAACGAGCUGGCCACCUCCUUCGAGCAGGAGUUUUGCAAAGCACACGAAGACGAGCAGAGGACAAAACAUCAACAACAUCCGGCUGCACAUUUACAGACACCGUCUGAAGUAAAAGAUGAAGACGAGGGUCCUUUACAAGUUGAUUCUUCCUCUCCUGGAAGUCCCGAUUCAUCGUCCUACAUGUCAGAUGACAGCAGAGACUCAAGGGUGAGAGGCAAGGAAUUCAUGACAAAGCCCGUGGCAAGCUCUGCCCCCACUCCAACCAUCGUGCGUCCAGGUUCUCUUCCUCUUCACCUGAGCAAUGACUCACUACACCCAACUCUGCCAUCUCCAACAUCUGUUAUCACACAAGCUCCGCCUUCCAACAGACAGCUAGGAUCCCCAACAAGCGCUUAUCCACUGGUGAGGCAUCUCCCCAACGGGCAGACAGUCCCUCUCCUGCCCAGUCCUGUGCAGAUGACCUCAGUCAUAUCUCUUGCGAGGCCAGUGAACUCAGUGCCUAACAUCCCCGGCAUCCCAGGACCUCCAGUUGGCGGGGCGAGCAGCGGGUCGUCCUCUCCGUCUGGUUAUAGUUUGCAUUCUGAUACCAAGAUGCGGCUGAAGGCAGCGCUAUCACAUCAGGGCACAGGAGCACAAGAUGGUGCUGGUGGGGGGUCAGGAUCCAUCCCUGCUGUCCCACAGCGGCAGGAACAGAGCCAGCAACCUUCUCAAAACUCUGAUGCACCAUCACCCGCCCAACCCCAAGUGUCCCCCGCUCAGCCAACAGGAGGUCGCCGGCGGCGAGCUACAGAGAUGGACCCCGACGAGAGGAGACAGCGUUUUCUCGAGAGGAACCGCGCGGCCGCUUCGCGCUGCAGGCAAAAACGAAAGCUAUGGGUCAACUCUCUGGAGAAGAAGGCAGACGAUCUCGCCAACAUGAACGUCUCACUGACGAAUGAAGUAAGUCUACUGAGGAAUGAGGUGGCACAACUGAAGCAGCUCCUGCUGGCCCACAAAGACUGCCCUGUCACCGCUAUGCAGAAGAAGGCCGCUUUCUUAGCUGCAGGAGGAGAGGAAACCUCCAGGGACACUUCCACUGAACCCAUCGGCUCCCCGGCGGCGGUUAUCCAACACGCGCCGUCACCCCCUGCCUCGGCCUCCAGUCCAGGAGCCACCAUCAACGGGCUGAGUGUCCGUGCAGCGGAGGCGGUGGCUAUGUCGGUCUUGGCCGGCAUGGGAUCGGGCCAGCCGGGAGGCAUCGUCAUGGCGACGCAGUCACAGUCGGCCCAAAGAUGAUGUGCUGACGCGGGUAGCCAGUAUAAACUCAAGUGGCAUUUUUGGAGGCUGGACUAUUGCAAAGUGUUUGAAACCUCCCCCACACCACCAGACUAAGAUCCUCCCCUCACAGCCAAUGAUAAUCACACAAAGACACGGCACAGUGCCUCCGUCAACCCUCCACUCCCAGCAGGCUCCCUGUUCAGAGACGCUUCAUCACUCUCAGUAUGUAAAUAUGAAUAACACGUCGGACACUCACUCUGCAGGGUUUUGGGGUCAUUUCUCGUUCAGUUAUGACGGUUGUAAAAGGUUUUUAGAUUGGGAUAAAACAAACAAAAAAAAAAGUAUGAAUGAGAAUGUCAAUCAUUUAUUUUUAUUUCAUUUAAAAAAAAAAUGCAGCUUCAGCUUCCAACUUUGUCCCCUACACACACGCUGGCUGUGAUGAGGUUGGUUGCUUUCCAAGGUUGAAAAUUGUACUUUUCAGUUGUAAGAAAAGAUUUUUUUUUUAAUGCCUGAUCCUGCUCGUUUGACGUCGUUUUUACCGGUGCGGUAAGUACAGAGAGAGAUGAGCUGGCAGACUGCGGCGAAAAGGAAAAAGCCUGGAAAACGUUUUUCUGUGUUUACUUUUCAACCUGUCCUUUAGUUUUCAGUCUCCCUUUUUGAGUCGAUUCUCUUUAACAUGACGGUUUAGUCGGCCGAGCGCAUAACAAAGCAAACUGCAGACGUGUACACAGUUUUACCCUGUGAGUGUGUGCCUGACUUUUUUUUUGUUUUUUAAAAACCACCGUUUGGGAAUGGAUGCCAUUACAUCAGUCGUGUAUGUAUCAAUCCCUAUUGACUGCAUGGAUUACUCAAGGCUGAAGAUUACCACUGUUUCGUUUGUGCUUCAUUGUAAUAUCACUGUUUAUUGAUCUGCUUUUUUUUUUUUUUUUCCUUUUUCUGUUUUAUAACAUGAAAUUAUUGAUGCAAAAAUUGUCCUUAUAUCCUGUAAGGAGUCCAUCCUCAGUCCUGAUGUAACACACUUGAAAUGGGUUAGCUUUAGAAGGCCUUUUAAAUGAUAAUCAAACAUAUUAGAUUUUAAAUCAUUUAUCCUGGCAUUUCAGUUGAGGAAAAGAGUAGUGCAAUAUAUUUUUCUAUUGAAUAUCAAUGUUCUUGCAUUUAGCUGACGUGUGCGUGCGUCUAUGUGUGUGCGUGUGUGUGUGUGUGUGUGUAUAGCCCAGCCGCUGAGAGGGGUUCGGUCUAUUUCGUUCGAAAGCUAAAGUUAUGAGGUCGACCAGAGAAAAUGUGAAGAUGAAUAUCACGAAUGAAUGAGAGUGGCAGUUAGUGCACGUCUGUAGAAGAUUACAGACGUCCUAAUCUUUGGGUCAUGAAGUAGACGUAGUACUUGUGCGAGGUGCUUCUUUUGACAUCUAAGUUUUAAAACUGCAGAUUAUUUUAUACCGCGUAGAAACUUCCAAGACUAUCAUGUCGUUUUCCCCUUGUCACUGUUUUUUUUUUUUUUUUUUUAUAACGUCAUUGUUUUAAGAUUUUUCUCUGUGGGCAUGUUAUGCUUUUUUUUCCUUCUCCAUUGUGUGAUAGUAUAUCCCCUUUAUUUUGUUUCAGAGGAUAGAUUGUCUUAACAGAGGUUGAACCACAUGAAAAAAAACAAGUCUCGGAGAUCUCUGUACGGAGUGAGUUUGUCAAAUACUCAGGCCUCAAGAUGGGAAAAAUUACUUGUGUAUAGUCUCAACUAAUGAAUAAGUUGUCUCGGGCAAAUAAUAAAAUAAAUUAAUGAAAAAAAGUGAAGCGUGCUGUUACCUGUCCUUACUUCCAGUCACAGAGGUAAGCACCAGUGAAUGCCCAGUGAUCUUUGAAAAAGCCAGAAGUAUGAAUGUAUUUCCAAAAUCCUUAAAACUGCUGUCAACGUUUCAACAUUAAAAAUGGAUUGUAUGACUGAGUCACCAACACUGAUGA